AUGGAGGGCAUUACAGCUCAGUUUGACAUAGCUUUUGACAGAAGAAAUACUAGAUCUACCUCAGGUAUAGUCGUUCGAGACCAUAUGGGAGAUUUAAAAGCCUCAAAGACAGUUAUACAUGAGGAUAUCCCCACCCCGUUAGCAGCAGAAGCCCUCGCAGGAUUAGAUGCCAUGAAGUUAGUAAUAGAAAUGGGGUUAACAAAAGUAAUAAUAGAAGGGGAUUCGAAAACAGUCAUUCAAAAAUGCCAAAUGACAGAAAUGGCCAAGUCGCUUCUUGGAGUGAUUAUAUAUGACAUUCAGAUCAGGAAAUCCAGGGUUCAAGAAGUUACUUUCAAGUUUAUCCAUAGAACAAUGAAUAUUCAAGCAUACAAUCUAGCAAAAGCGGCGUUAAUGAGAAUGAAGGACACAUACCUGGGAGGGGAAACGACGAUCCACAGAGUAGCAGAUCCAAAGGGGAGAUGGAGAGAACCUCCAGAUUGA
Molecule: messenger RNA, 480 nt
Organism: Gossypium arboreum
Lineage: Eukaryota; Viridiplantae; Streptophyta; Magnoliopsida; Malvales; Malvaceae
Exons: 1
Coding region: 1-480 (159 amino acids)
Molecular function (GO): RNA-DNA hybrid ribonuclease activity; nucleic acid binding
Source: RefSeq, a predicted model, not a curated record